Molecule: messenger RNA, 662 nt
Organism: Rhinichthys klamathensis goyatoka
Lineage: Eukaryota; Metazoa; Chordata; Actinopteri; Cypriniformes; Leuciscidae
Exons: 3
Coding region: 1-651 (216 amino acids)
Source: RefSeq, a predicted model, not a curated record
AUGAGUUUUGUUUAUGCAGCACAGGCAAGAGAAGCAGAGGAAAACAAAGCAGAAGAAAGAGAAAGUGAAGAGGAGCAAACGGUUGCUGAGAGUGAGCAAGAGAAAAACAUAGUCAAGAAAAGAAAAAUAGAAGGUAUAGAGGAGGAAAAGAUACCUGAGGAAAAAAAAGAAGACAAAACAACCCAGGGAGGAAACUAUACAGUUCUGGGUAGGCUGUCAGUGCCAGGCACCAAAAGGAAGUACACUGUAACCCAAGAUGAACUGAAGAGAAGAAUCAUGGCAGAAAACAUGUCUAACAAUCUGUUAAGAAGCCUGAUUAGGGUUCGUAAAGAGGAUCUCCCUGAGGAGCUCAGAGAACAGCGGCCGAUCAAAGCAAAGACAAAGAUAAGCAUGUUCUCUGCUCUCAGUGAAGGGGAGGCCACAGAUUUGGCCCAGGAUCUGGGAGCCAUGCUUGGGCGACAUGUAAACCUAGACAUGACUGAAAGUGUUCCCAGUGCUGAGGCAGAUGUUGCAAAGAAUACACUCUGCACUCUCCAGCACUUGCUAAGGGAAAAACUGGGAGAGGAAUCACCUUUUAGUCUGCUAACCCAUACGCUUGGACCACAAGUGGUAGAUGUUGUCAUCUCAUUUUUAAUCAGUCAGUUUAAGUAGAGGUUCACUGA